AUGGAUGGGCAGAUUCGGGUGCAGCCAUGCCUGCGACCCCAUCGAACCCCCAUUACUGGGCAGCCCGUAGCAUCGCCACACCAAUUUCCACUUGAUGGGCGCGGUUGGUACUUUCCAGUCCGCAGGCGAUGGCGGUCUUGGGCGUCAGUGCCAUGCUGUGCUGCAUGGGCAGUCCGGGUCACACUCCGGCUCGGAAGUUAUCGAAGACGCGGGCGACGCAGGACUUGCUGCAAAGGACUUGCAAGUAUGGGUCUGGAAGAUCUGAGCGUCGUGAUGGGCGAGAACGUGUCGAAAGAUGUUUGGUCUGCGCUGCGCCGUGGCAUCUCGCCAUUUUCUGUAAGCUUGCCCCAGAAGCAACUGGCAGCCUUGCGUGCCCUUGACUCCGACAUGGAGUCGCUACUGCGGGAGGAUGCUGUGGACUCUCUUACAGUGAUGGAGAGCGAGGCAGAAGCGCAAGGAGCGCAGAAGACGUUGAAGUACCUGCUGCGGCUUCACGAUGGCCUGGCCGUGGAGUCAGUCCUGAUACCUCUGAAGUCCAGCCCAGUGAAGACUGCCACGACAGUAUGCAUCAGCUCACAAGUUGGUUGCGCCCAGGGUUGCCGCUUUUGCCGCACAGGCGACAUGGGGCUACUCCGAAAUCUCUCCUCCGAAGAGAUUUUGGCCCAGGUGGUCCAAGGCCGUCGCAUUGCACGAGAGCUCAACCUUCCGGAGGUUCGGAAGGUUGUGUUUAUGGGCAUGGGCGAUCCUUUGGCAAACAUCCAAAGUGUCCGCACCGCAGUCGCUGCAUUGAGCGAUUCAUUUCGAAUGGCCAUUGGGCGCAAGCGGUUGCAGGUCUCCACUGUCGCCCCGACGCCUGCACAGGUCAUGCAGAUGGCUGGCAUGCGUUGUGGCGUGGUGUGGUCACUCCAUGCAGCCAACGACGCUUUGCGUGCUAAGCUGGUCCCCACUGCAAAGCACACAAUCCGUGAUUUAAGAAAUGCGUUCAUGGAGUUGCUGAAAGCAGGAGGUGGGGUGACACCCGAUCGUCGCUUGCUGGUGGCUGUUGUCAUGAUUGCUGGGGUUAAUGACGACGAAGAACACGCGCGGGAGCUGGCAGAUUUCCUGCGCCCAAUGUAUGCGCAUCCUGAUGUUGGCAUUGCAUUGAACCUUAUUCCUUACAAUCCGAAUCCUGGACAGGAAGAAUUUUGCACAUCGGAUUAUCGAACAAUGCUCCGAUUCCGUGAAGUGGUGAACGAAGAGCUGCCACUACUGGGGAUCCACCUCCGACGCACCCGCGGAGCAGCCGGCUCGGCGGCCUGUGGGCAGCUUGCCACCCCGAAGAAAACAAGCGCGCGGCUGUGCAAAGAGUAG
Symbiodinium natans is the source of this 1350-nucleotide messenger RNA. Lineage: Eukaryota; Dinophyceae; Suessiales; Symbiodiniaceae. The record is from the annotation of a GenBank genome assembly.